GAUCUCAAAUCAAUGGUGAAGUUCGCAAUAAAGUACCUAUUGCUACGAUGGAUCUUAGAGAUGACUCAUCCUCAAGCUCAUAUGACUUAACCGAUCCACGUAAUGGCCAGCCAAGCACAGAACCGAAUGACAUACCAGUGGCUGAUUCGUCAUUAAGCACAAACCCGUCUGUAUCACUUCGUCAGAAGCGUGGGCGAGGAGCUGCAAAGAGCACAGAGUUUGAAAAGGUGCGAAAGUAUGGAAAGAUAUCCUUGAGGAUAAAGGACGGUGAAACUGCACCUUGUUGUGAAAAUGCUACCUUGUUUACUACAAGGGUUACAUGGUUGGUCAAGCACCAUGUGGACUUGAGUCAUGCUAGCUGGCACGAUGUACCAGCUAAUGAGAAGGAAGAAUUAAUUACACGCAUUCAGGCUGACUUCAUCCUUGACUGGACCAAGAAGAACCAUCGUGAUACGGUUACGAAGACACUACGCAAGCGGUUUAAUCAUAUUCGCUAUGAUUUACAUAGAACUUACAAGCAAUAUGAGAGCAAUGAAGAAGCACUUGCGAAUGUGCCACCGUCGGUGACACCAGCCACUUGGGUAAAGUUAUGUGCUCGAUAUUCAAGCGAUGACUUUAAGCGGAUGUCUGAACGAAAUAAAAGUAAUAGGGAGAAGCAACAAAACAAUCACACAGCUGGACGGAGGUCAUUUGUGCGACUAAUGGAGAUGAGGUCUGGGAAUGAGGAGAAUUUGGUUGAUUUCUUUAAAGAAGUCAGGUGGUCAAAGAAAAAUGACAAAUUUGUGACUCCCAUGACGGAAGAGAAAUAUAAUGAGAUGGUAGCAAAAAUGGCAGAGCUGGAGCCUGAGAAGCGAACUAAGGAGGCUGCUGCAACAAUAUUUAAGGAAGUUUUGGGCCACAGGCCAGGGUAUGUACGGGGUCUUGGCGAGAUGGUUAUUCCCGAGUCAUCUAGACAAUCAACUAAUGCUCGAAUAGUAGAAUUAACUGAACGUGCAGAAAGAAGUGAGAAAGAAACUGCACAUUAUAAGACUUUACAUGAUGACUUACGAGCGAAUGUCAUGUUAUUAAUGGAGAAACAAGACAAGUACGACAAGUUUUUGGAGAGAUAUGAGUUAGAGAGGCAGACCCAGGGAGAGUCUCAUAAAGAGACUCAGGGACCUGCAUAGCCAGUUACUAAAUUUGAGGGUAACAAUUUUUUGUCAAUUUUGGUAAGGAGAUGAAAGUUAAAAUAAUAUAACAACAAAAUGUCUCCCAUAUCUCCAGAACCUCCUCUUUUGUACAUCAAUUACUGGUGUGGGGUAGGUAGUAUAUUUUUUGGUUUGAAGAUAUUUUGUAGCUUUUGUCUGGAGAUGUACGUUGCUUUUGCCACCAACAUGCACAUUGGAAGUUCUUGGUCAUCAAUUUACAAUGAAAUUGCUAUAGCAAGUUGUUGAAUGCGAGAUAUCAUAGAGGAAAUCACAUUGGGAUCAAAUUGCCAUGUGUUGGAUUUUUCUCACAUUGGGUACAGUGAUUUUGGAAGCUAGUUUUAUACCAGACUAAAGAGCUAGCGUAUGUAGAGACUUUCUGAAUCAUGUAAAAGGUAGUCCCAAUUUCAGAAAUAUAUUGCAUUUCUUUACAGUUGUUUUGAAACACUUGAAGUCAAAUCGGUGAAUCAAAUUCAGCUCUUCCCAUACUUGUUGGAAUAUGGUGAUUAGAAAGAAAAACACUUGCAAUGAAGAAGCUGGCGCAUUCAUGAAGGCAACUUGCUGCUAGACAUUUAUAGUUUGAACGAAAAAUACUUGUAAAUUUAUAUUCCAUUGUGAUAUGUUGGAUGGUAUUAUGUAAAAUGUACACUUAA
Juglans regia (Persian walnut) is the source of this 1837-nucleotide messenger RNA. RefSeq lists its product as uncharacterized. Bases 48 to 1166 code for a protein of 372 amino acids. Lineage: Eukaryota; Viridiplantae; Streptophyta; Magnoliopsida; Fagales; Juglandaceae. The record is from RefSeq and is a predicted model, not a curated record. The transcript is spliced from 9 exons.